CAGACUAUUGCGCGUUGCAAAAACUUCAACUAUAAGCAGUACAAGAAGAUCCGAGCUCCUAAGGCAAAUCGCACUGAGUUGAGGGUGGUUGAGAGGGCGUUCGCGGUGGGCGCUCUCACCGCAAUGCGGGGAGACUAUCGUGAUCUCGCAACCACUAUGGGACGGUCACAAGCACCCUCUCGGAGUUGCUUCAAUGGUAGAAAUGAAAGCCAACGAUCACGCUGUAGCUCUAUGGGAUGAUAUACUUUAUGAGAACGAUUUGGGACGCGGCAGGAGCCUGUUGUUGACACGUCAACAGAAGGAACUCAUCAUCCAGAUCGCGACGUCCUCAUGCGACGCACGUGAGAAGGAGCCCUGGCAGGGUAUUGCUGAUGGCGAUUUCAAAGAAGUUGUACCAGAAAUGAGUAUAACAACGUUUGAAAACAUCAUGUAUGAGGCAGGUUACACGCACCGCGCACCAGGGUGGAAACCUUCACUGACUGACACCUGAUCAAGAGAAGGAGCAGGAUGCCUGGGCACAUGCCUACAACCCUGAUAAGUACGAAGAAGGUGACAACUUAGGCUACAACUUUACCGAGGUAGUCUUCUCUGAUGAGACUCCUGCUCGAAUUGGUGAAGAGCGAGGCAUAAUAAGAACCUGGUGCUGUGAAGGAGAGAAGUAUGAUACCAACGUCAAACACGAUUGGAACAGGCACAAUUGUUGCCUGCAGUUAACUUG
Macroventuria anomochaeta is the source of this 718-nucleotide messenger RNA. RefSeq lists its product as uncharacterized. The transcript has a single exon. The coding region runs from base 194 to 490 and encodes 98 amino acids. The record is from RefSeq and is a predicted model, not a curated record. Lineage: Eukaryota; Fungi; Ascomycota; Dothideomycetes; Pleosporales; Didymellaceae.